Molecule: messenger RNA, 1875 nt
Organism: Miscanthus lutarioriparius
Lineage: Eukaryota; Viridiplantae; Streptophyta; Magnoliopsida; Poales; Poaceae
Source: the annotation of a GenBank genome assembly
AUGUCCGUGCCGGCGAUAGCCGUGUACACCAGCCCACCGGGCGCCGCCGUCCACGAGCCGCCGGAGCACGAGUCCAGCUCGCGCGGCUCGGCGCCGUGCGCGGCCGCGGCGUCCCCGUCGGCGCCGAGCUCCCACCGCCACGCGGCGGCCGUCGCGGGUGGCCUGUCCUGCCUGUUCUCGUCCCCGUCCGCGGCCCCGCGGGCGACGGCGCACGAGGAGCUCGGCGCGCUCUGGCACGACAGAUCCGACGAGCCGCCCGUCGUCGUCGCCGGGGGCUUCGGCGGCGGGGGCUACUCGUACCCCCAGUCGUCGUCGCCGUCGCCGUUCAAGCUGCGGGACCACCUCCACCGCAGCCCGGUGUCGCUGUUCCACAGCCCUGCCGCCUCCUCGCCGGCGUCCAGGAGCCCGUCGGUUUCCUGGCUCGCCGGCCGCGAGCGCGACAGGCUCUUCUCCAGCUUCGUGCGCAACGCGCUUGGCUCCUGCAUUGACUUCGCGCCGGUCACCAGCUUGCCGUUGGGUGUGCGCCCCGCGGCCACUGGUGUCGACGCCGCCGAGCUGGCCUUCGAGCUUGACGAAAGCCUCUCUGAGGCGGAGCCGUCAUGCGAACCUGGUGCUCAUGAACUCCUCGCCCGCGUCCAGGCUCGCCACCGCAUCUUCCGCGACGAGCUUGUCGUCAAGGCGUUCUUCGAGGCUGAGCGGGCACACCGUGGCCAGAAGCGGGCUAGUGAUGAUCCAUACUUGCAGCAUUGUGUGGAGACUGCGGUUCAUCUGGCCAAUAUUGGUGCAAACGCAACCGUUGUGUCUGCCGGCCUUCUCCAUGACACAAUUGAUGAUUCGUUCAUGGACUAUGAUCAUAUCUUCAGGAUGUUCGGUGCUGGUGUGGCCGAUCUUGUUGAAGGGGUUUCGAAGUUAAGCCAUUUGAGCAAACUUGCUCGGGACAACAAUACUGCAAGUAGGACUGUUGAAGCUGAUCGCCUGCAUACAAUGUUUCUUGCAAUGGCUGAUGCACGAGCUGUUCUUAUAAAGUUAGCAGGUCGUCUGCACAACAUGAAGACGAUAGAAGCUUUGCCUUUGGUUAAACAACAAAGGAAUAACUUAACAAUGGAUGAUGUCCAUGACAUCCAUGGUCUACGGCUUGUGGUUGAUACAGAGGAAGAUUGUUAUCGAGCACUUGACAUAGUGCACAAGCUGUGGCCCCGAGUCACUGGAAGAUUUAAAGACUAUAUUUCUCAUCCGAAGCUGAAUGGGUAUCGGUCGUUGCACACUGUCAUCAUGUGUGAGGGUGUCCAUCCAUUUGAAAUCCAGAUCCGAACAAAGGAAAUGCAUCUACAGGCUGAAUAUGGAUUUGCUGCGCACUGGAGGUACAAAGAAGGUGGCUGCAGGCACUCCUUUGUGCUCCAAAUGGUGGAAUGGGCAAGGUGGGUGCUCACAUGGCAAUGCGAGGCAAUGAGCAAAGAGCGUCCCUCAUCUUUGAGCAGCUCUGUUGGCAUGAGGCCACCAUGCCCUUUUCCCCUGCAUUCGGAAGAUUGCCCCUAUUCUUACAGCCGGCAGUGCAACCAUGAAGGUCCUGUAUUUGUGAUCAUGCUUGAACAUGACAAGAUGUCUGUCCAAGAGCUCCCGGCGAACUCGACUGUAGUUGAUCUAAUGGAGCGAGUCGGGGCCAACAGUCCGAGAUGGAGCCCUUACAGCUUCCCACUGAAAGAGGAGCUGCGACCGAGGGUUAACCACAAGCCCAUAAGCGACCCAAAUAGGAAGCUCAGCAUGGGCGACGUGGUAGAGCUGACGCCUGCGCUCCCUCACAAGUCGCUGACCGAGUACCGGGAGGAGAUCCAGCGCAUGUACGAGCGGGGAGGGUGCCCUCGUCACCACCCCUAG